AUGUCAUCACUUCCCCGGCCUCAAGUUGCUGCCUGUCUCCAUUCCAGCGUCCAAUCCUACGGACUAGAUAGCUUCCCAUACGAAUACCAACCAGAGUCUCAUUUUGAUCCUAUCUACCAAUACUCAGCCGACCUGAACUUGAACUUAUACCGCAAGGAAACAUACCCAACCACCAAGAUGGGCGACGCCUACGAACGAGAACAACAAAAUAAUGCCCUCCUCAACUCCCUUUCCUCGAAAGUCUCCGCCCUGAAAUCCGUCACGAUUGAUAUUCACGAUAAUGCAAGAGAUCAGGAUACGUUGGAUCAUUCGAAUCAAGUCUUCUCCUCCCUCUCAACAGGCCUGAAAGGCAGCGCGAGCCGAUUAACUCGCAUGGCGCGACAGGGCGAUACGGUGGCUGUGCUGAAAGUCGCGGGCAUCGUGGUCUGCAUCGGGGUGGCGCUUUGGGUGAUUCUGGGGUGGAUUUUUUGA
Messenger RNA from Aspergillus melleus, 471 nucleotides. Its product is annotated as SNARE domain- containing protein. Lineage: Eukaryota; Fungi; Ascomycota; Eurotiomycetes; Eurotiales; Aspergillaceae. Gene Ontology annotation, biological process: intra-Golgi vesicle-mediated transport. The record is from RefSeq and is a predicted model, not a curated record. The coding region runs from base 1 to 471 and encodes 156 amino acids. The transcript has 3 exons.